AUGGCCUCAGACCAAUGGUCGGUGGUGACUGAGCCUCAUGUCAAGACCUCGAAAGGCCUUCGGAAGUCUGACAUAGUAGCCGCUAAAGGAGGCGUCGGAGUGAUCGUGGACGUCCAGGUAGUCUCGGGCCAGCGGCCCCUCAAUGAUGCUCACCUUGAGAAACGUAGUAAAUACGGGACUCACGAGGAGCUAGUUGAGAAGGUUGCUGGUAUACUAGGACUACCCAAUAAGGAUUGCGUCCACGCGACCUCUUGUACGAUCUCCUGGCGAGGUGUUUGGAGUCACUUCUCCUAUAAGGAGUUGAAGAGACUCCUAGGGCUGAAGGAGAGUCUGUUGAGAGCUAUACCAGUGGUGGUAUUGCGCGGCUCGCACAUGAACUGGACACGUUUUAGUCAGAUGACCGGGACUGUGGUGGGAACCCCAGUGUGA
This is a messenger RNA of Parnassius apollo (apollo), 429 nucleotides long. Lineage: Eukaryota; Metazoa; Arthropoda; Insecta; Lepidoptera; Papilionidae. The record is from the annotation of a GenBank genome assembly.